Messenger RNA from Drosophila guanche, 1517 nucleotides. Its product is annotated as probable protein arginine N-methyltransferase 1.2. Bases 108 to 1469 code for a protein of 453 amino acids. The transcript is spliced from 3 exons. Gene Ontology annotation, molecular function: protein-arginine N-methyltransferase activity. Gene Ontology annotation, cellular component: nucleus. Gene Ontology annotation, biological process: peptidyl-arginine methylation. The record is from RefSeq and is a predicted model, not a curated record. NCBI's taxonomy places the organism in Eukaryota, Metazoa, Arthropoda, Insecta, Diptera, Drosophilidae.
UCUACUCUCUAUUCGUCAGUCAACGUGUAACAACUUACAUAAACUUACUCCAAUUUGUGAACAAAACAAAUAUAUUUUUUCAAGCACACAUCUUCAAGGGGUUCAAGAUGAAGUACAACGUUCAGCCGGUCGUGGAUUUUGACCUUUUGGAGCUGGCCGAGAUUGAAAUGGGCAUUGCACAUUUUCCGAUGGAGAUCGACGACGAGGUUUUUAUUUUAAAUGAGGAACUUUUGGAUGAGGAGGCUUAUUCUGAUGUGCACUCAGAGGACAAUAAUGGCCGCGGAAUGGAGGAGCAGUCGGAUGAUAUAGCGGACAUGGUGAUGGAUGAAAAGACUUCAGACGCUUUCGGCAAGUUUAUUAAGAGCAACUUGGAGCUAUUCAAAGACAAGAUUAUCCUGGACGUUGGCUGCUGCUGUGGUGUCCUCAGCCAGCACUGCAUCCUGGCUGGGGCUGCGAUGGUCAUUGCCACGGGCAAUCAAAAUGCUGCCGGAUAUGUAUUGGCACUGGCCCGCGACCAUGGAGUCGAAGAUGUGUUUUUUCCAGUCAAAGGCGACAUUUCCGAGAUCGAGUUGCCUUUGCAGGUGCAACAUGUGGACGUCAUAGUCUCGGAGUGGACAGGCGGCUCGGAAUUUGUGGGCUCGCGGCUCCAGGAUGUUAUCUAUGCCCGCGACAAGUGGCUCGUAAAGGGCGGCCUAAUAUUUCCGAAUGUCGGACAGCUGUUCAUUACUGGUCUUUAUGACAAUCCCAUUACUUGCACGGAAGAUUAUCAGGCAGCAGAAGUAGAAGACAGUGAGGACCAUUCCACACCGUCGUCUGAUUCCGAUUCAGAGGAGGCAAACGUUGGGCAGAGCCCACAGAUCAGGGAAUACUAUGUGGGCCCGGUGGAUGUGGUCACCCAAAAGUACCUCCUGAAGACAGUCGAUCUCCAGACGCUCCCGUCUGCUGAGGCAUGUAUCUCAAGUGAAUUCAAAUUGCGAAUGCUGGAUGAAGGCCCAUUCGUGGCUCUUUCGCUGCACUCGGACAUCUGCGUGUCGCUGCCCAACCGGAAGCUAAAGCGACUGUUCUCCACCGGGCCCACACACCCCGAGACCUAUCUGCUUCAGACGGUUCUGGUGCUGCAAAGCGCUCAUUUUGUUACCAGGGAGACUCAACUGAAAGGUAUUUUGAGCCUUCGCCGCAUUCCAGAUGACGGCAUAGAGUACUCCCUGCGCUUACGGGCGGUUAAAUUGGAAACAGAUUUGCAGGCCACGAUAGAUAAACUGUCAUGGCAAGACGAUUUGUACUUGGAAAUCCUUGAAUCCUUGCCAUUAUUGUUCAGCGAAAAGCGCAUGAUAGAUUCACUCUUAGAUGAGACUGAUUUGAAUGUAGGAAUUGAAUCCUUGGCACUAUUGUUCAGCGAACAAAAUUCAGAAGUAAAUGUGGACCAAGACACCGACUCUGUGGCAGAGGCAGGGUCAUACGUUUGUUAGAUACACAGUUUUGUUUAACAAAUAAAAGGGAUACGUUGCGGCACUGUU